Molecule: messenger RNA, 3469 nt
Organism: Salvelinus fontinalis (brook trout)
Lineage: Eukaryota; Metazoa; Chordata; Actinopteri; Salmoniformes; Salmonidae
Product: male-specific lethal 3 homolog
Exons: 12
Coding region: 136-1773 (545 amino acids)
Biological process (GO): chromatin organization; regulation of DNA-templated transcription
Cellular component (GO): nucleus; NuA4 histone acetyltransferase complex; MSL complex
Source: RefSeq, a predicted model, not a curated record
GAUUCGUUUGAUGAGUUGUGUCCUAGCGCCAUCUCCAUAUUUUUUUCAAAGACCCCUUUGGAUACAGCCCGGCAGGGAAAGGGUUAAGGAGCGGGUGGUCCAGAUGCCUCCUCUCCUGCUCGCUAUGACGAACAAAUGAACUCCCGGGGAAUGAAAUUUAAAUUCCACAAAGGAGAAAAAGUCCUCUGUUUCGAACCUGACCCUACGAAAGCUAAAGUACUCUAUGAUGCAAAGGUCGUCGAUGUUGUAAUUGGCAAAGAUGAACGUGGAAAGCGAGUCCCAGAAUACCUGAUUCACUUCAAUGGUUGGAACAGAAGUUGGGAUCGAUUGGCAGCAGAGGACCAUGUGCUCAGGGAAACUGACGAUAAUCGCAAAUUACAACGUAAACUGGCUCGUAAAGCUGUGGCUCGCAUGAGGAGAAAGGGAUGGGGGAAGAGACGUCGUCGUCUACCCGGUGUUGAGUCAGCUCUGAAGACACUUCCUGAAGAGAAGGAAGAGAGUGAUGACGCAUGUUUGAUUACGUCUUCAGACAACAGUGACGAGGACGAUUCCGAGGAUCCUGAAUCUUUGAAAAGUGAGGAGAGUGACUCUUCCGAAGAUUUGGACAAAAUGCAGGAAGAGCAGGAAGCUCACGCUAAGAUGGAGAGUGAGGACAAGACCAUCAACAUAGACAUCCCUGAGGUUCUCAGGAAGAAACUGGAGGAUGACUGCUACUACAUCAACAAGAGGAAGAAGUUGGUGAAGCUUCCGUGCCAGAUGAACAUAUUGAACAUCUUGGAAUCAUACGUGAAGCACUUUGCCUUCAACGCAGCCUUCUCUGCAAAUGAGAGGUACAGAAGUCACCAGAGCACUGCCCAGACCAGCCUCAGUCCUCACUAUGUUCCUCCAGAGAAGAAUGAGGAGCUUUGCAAGGAGAUGGUGGACGGCCUGAGAAUCACCUUCGACUUCACCCUUCCCAUGAUCCUCCUGUACCCCAAUGAGCACGCUCAGUUCAAGAAAGUUAGCUCCUCAAAGUUCUUCCUGCCUAUCAGGGACAACACAGCCAGCUCCAGCAAGACCCUGCGUGAGCGCACCCCCAGCCCCUCUGGCCACAACCCCUCCACCCCCCAGUCCACGGACAGCCAACCGGCCCUGAGCGAGGCCUCCACAACCACGGCAAACCCCACCACCACGCCCAAACGCCGGCGCUGUGCCUCAACAGCCGACCCCGACGCCCCCCAGUCCCUGCGGCGCUCCACACGUCACACUUCGGGGGGCGAGAGGAUGGCGGGCGAGGGGGGCAGCGGCAGCGCUACGACCUCACCCCAGCCCAAACGCCGCCUCGCCAGCCUCGACACGCCUGCCCAGUUGCCCAAGUUCUUCCUCAAUCUGGAGAAGAAAACCCCUGUCCACAGUGGGUCGUCUUCUCCGUUGCCCCAGACGCCCAGUAAGGAGGGCAGCGGCGUCUUCUCUGGCCUGGAGAGCCGACGGAACAACGAGCUCAACGAGGUCCUGAGCUGGAAGCUGACCCCUGAUAACUACCCCCAGAGUGACCAGCCUCCCCCACCCUCCUACUUGUAUGGCUCACAGCACCUCCUACGCCUCUUCGUGAAGCUGCCAGAGAUCCUGGGGAAGAUGCAAAUCCCAGAGAAGAACCUAAGGGCCCUGGUCAAACACCUGGAGCUCUUCCUCAGGUUUUUGGCUGAGUUCCAUGAGGACUUUUUUCCGGAGUCAGCGUACGUGUCGUCAUCGGAGGCCCACUACUGCAUGAAGCACCCGCGGGCCGUUUACUGAGGCCGUUUAUCUCACCCUGCCAUGCCUCGCCCUGAACUGCACUGCUGGGAGGGGAGCUCCAAGCUGCUUCCCAAACCAUCCCUUUCUUUCACUUCUUCUCUGAGACAGCGCCAUUAUCCCUCUCUCUGUUCACCCCUUGCCCUCCUAAAUCCAACCCAUGCAGCUAUGUGGUUUUGCCGGUCGGAAAGAAGUAAGGCAAGGGUCUUGGCUUUUGAUUGGCACAGUAACUCACUCUCCCCAGCCCCCAACCUAGCCUGGCCUAGGAUUAGACCCCCCUGGAUGCAAUGAUUACCUAAAGCAUGGACGUCUACUUGUUAUCCUAGGCUGUAGAUCGUAACCCCCUGCUGGGGUCUUUCCCACGAUGCUGACUUUGUCUAGCUUUCUCUCGCUCUGCGCUCAAGGACCACGUUUGGCCCUCUCUCGUUCUCUAGCAGCAUCUGCGGCCGAUCCUUCUCUCUCCGUCCGCCUAGACAAGCAAACACAGGGAGAAGGCCUAUUUGAUACGUUGGCUUUGUGUGACUAUUGGCUUCUCCUCGGCUCACCACGCUUGCUGCCCCAAGCCACGCUUCAGUGUGUGUUAAGUUAUUUCUAACCUCUUGUAGAAUGUCAUUACUCUAGUAAUGUCUACUAUCUGUGUUCCUCUUGCUUAGAGGGGCUGGUGACGUUAUGACCACUGUGUGUUCAUAUUAAUAUUUGUCAUGGCAUUACCCCUAAUGUUUGAAAAAGGUAUUGAAUUUCGUUGAUGUAUAAAUUCCUUAUUCUGUGUUUGUUUUUUAGUUUUUUAUACGCUGUUAACUUGUAGACCCGAACAGGAACACACUGUGGAGGUGGAAAUGUAAAAAUAUAAACUUUCAGUUUGUUUUCCAUUAGUCUUAUCUGAAAUAAAAGUGGGAGCAAUAUUUUUGGCAUGUGGUUUAUGAAUAUUGCUGUUCUGUUGAUUCAUAAAGACCUAGGCCGGGAUUCGAUGCAAGGCGUGUUAUAUGGCAGCACAAUAUAAACAGGUAAUUGACACUUGAGCCGAACUGCGCCAUGUUUAUCAUGAAUGCAAUCCCUGCGAAUGUUGCCUUUUUAAGAGGUGUUGUCAGCUGUGUAGAUCGCUGUGCUAUAAUGUGCCAUGCAUUUAAUCCUGGUCCUAUUCUCUGCUGUUCUUCUCUCCCUCAAGUUGAGUCCUUUUUCCUUAAAGAAACAUUAUUCACACUAAAGGUUGUUCUAAACUACAGCAAAGUACAAGAGCAGAUCGUUGGGUUUAUCCUCGGGGUGAAUCGGCUACGGUUUGAGAUUGAACAGGGCCUUUGUUCUCAGAGGUGUGGGAAGGGCAGCACAGGGGAGGGAGCCUGUACUAAAGCCAGUGUUGUUCAGAGGAUGACUUCAGCCUCCUUUGAUGGGCACACAGCGUUUUGGGUUGUGCCCUGUCUGUCAGUCGCUGGAUAUUGGUGCCCGUAGACCAGGGAUCGUCAACUAGGUUCAGCGGCAGGUCAAUUUUCUUUUUCUUGAGAGGAUGGGCAGGGGGCCUGAACAUAUUUACUAAGAAUUUGUAAACUCCAAAUUGACCGCAAGAAGCACACAAAGAUCUAAUAUUUGUCUGAAACAUAAUCAUUUCAACCCUUACUUACAUUUGUAUACAAUCACAUAUACAGUAUGUAUUAUGAGUGGGAAUACUUUGGAACAGAUUUGAAAUAAAAUAAUUUUAAGCUGA